AUAUAUUAUCUAAGGAAGAUUCAGAAAUGUCUUAUGAAUAAUAAUCAGGAGUGACUCCAUGAAGCACAUCAGGUGUAAGACCCCCCCCUCCAACGAUCGGCUGUGGUUUUUGUGAACCUUAUUUUAAUAAUCCCAUUGGAGGGCCUACCAGUGUUGCUAGGAGACGAGAGGCUUGCAUCAGCAUUGCUGCUCAUUUUUACCUCCCCCCCAGCCUCCACCUCAUCACUUCCAUUCACGGCGCCGCCCUCCUCUGUCUCCCAGCCUCUGUCUGUCCCCAGUUGCUGCCUCACCCAUCCCUCCCUCCCUGUCUGUCUGUCUCUGGUCGGGGUGGUGAUGAGUGGGUGAGCAGCGAGGAGGCAGGGAGGGCACACAGUGAUGUAAUGCAGGCGCGCGGCAUCGGUCCGGGCUGACAAAUCACAGUCCGGGGGGGGAGAGGGGAGCGGUAGGUUAAGGGAGGCAGAAGCAUCUCUUGUGUAGCCGGGGCGACAGCGGCGGUGAGAGCACAGAGGAGGCAUCAACCGACGGCUCCGGCUAACGGAUUAUGAGAGAAACCGAGAAAGAGGACAUAAAGGAGGACGACAGUGGGGAGGAAGGGAUGGACCGAGGCAGGGAGGGGGGGAGCCUGGGAAUAAAAUCGUCACGGCCGUUUGCUCCACUGCAGCUUCCCAGCCUGAGCCGCUGCCUGUCCUGAUUGUUCGGCUUCCAGCCUGUCUGUCCUGAACUCUUUUUCUCCGUAGAUAUUUACCUGUUUUAUCUCCUUCCUCUGUGUGUGUUUCUUGGUGACUGUCUCUCGUGUGUGUGUGUGUGUUUUCUCCUCCUACAAAUAUGAUGAGACAGACUCCUACAACUCGGAAGACCACGGCCAGAAGGCCCAAGCAACCCAGCCGACCUGCCGGCGGCGGAGGGAAGGGGGCCGCGUCCGGCUCGGCGUCGGCGUCGGCCGGCGAGAUGAGCAGCAGCGAGCCCAGCACGCCGGCGCAGACCCCGCUGGCUGCACCGGUCAUCCCGACCCUCCACUCUCCUGGAAACCCGCCGGCCCCCGGCCCCAGCAAGGAGGAGGAGGCCCUGCGCUCUCAGGUGAAGGACCUGGACGAGAAGCUGGAGACGCUGAAGAUGAAGCGAACGGAGGACAAAGCCAAGCUGAAGGAGCUGGAGAAGCACAAGAUCCAGCUGGAGCAGCUGCAGGAGUGGAAGACCAAGAUGCAGGAGCAGCAGGCGGAGCUGCAGAAACAACUCAAAGAGGCAAAAAGGGAGGCUAAGGAAGCCAUGGAGGCCAAGGAGCGGUACAUGGAGGAGAUGUCGGACACGGCCGACGCCAUCGAGAUGGCGACUCUGGAUAAGGAGAUGGCUGAGGAGCGAGCAGAGUCCUUACAGCUGGAGGUCGACUCCCUGAAGGAGAGAGUGGAGGAGCUCACCAUGGACCUGGAGAUCCUAAAGCACGAGAUUGAGGAAAAAGGUUCGGACGGCGCCGCCUCCAGUUAUCACGUGAAGCAGCUGGAAGAGCAGAACAGCAGGUUAAAGGAAGCUUUGGUCAGGAUGCGCGACCUCUCUGCGUCGGAGAAGCAAGAACACGUGAAGCUGCAGAAGCAGAUGGAGAAGAAAAACACGGAGCUCGAUUCUCAGAGAGGCCAGAAGGAAAAGCUUCAAGAGGAGAUGACGGCAGCGGAAAAGACGAUAGACGAGCUGAAAGAACAGGUGGAUGCAGCUUUGGGGGCGGAGGAGAUGGUGGAGAUGCUGACGGAGAGAAACCUGGAUCUGGAGGAGAAAGUCCGGGAGCUGAGAGAGACGGUCACAGACCUGGAAGCUAUAAAUGAGAUGAAUGAUGAGCUGCAGGAGAACGCCAGAGAAACGGAGCUGGAGCUCAGGGAGAUGUUGGACCUGGGAGCAGCCAGAGUCCGUGAGGCUGAGAAACGAGUUGAGGCGGCACAGGAGACCGUGGCGGAUUACCAGCAGACCAUCAAGAAGUACAGAGAGCUGACCGCUCACCUGCAGGAGGUGAACAGAGAGCUGACCAGCCAGCAGGAGGCCUCAGCGGAGCUGCAGCAGCAGCCGCCAGCAGAGAUGUUUGACUUCAAGAUUAAGUUUGCGGAGACAAAGGCUUAUGCCAAGGCCAUCGAGAUGGAGCUGAGGAAGAUGGAGGUGGCUCAGGCCAACAGACACGUGUCUCUUCUGACCUCCUUUAUGCCUGAAUCCUUCCUUCGUCAUGGAGGAGACCAUGACUGCAUCCUGGUCCUGUUGCUCAUCCCCAGACUCAUUCAAAAGGCUGAGCUGAUCGGCAAACAAGCGCAGGAGAAGUUUGACCUGAAUGAAAACUGUGUGGAGCGAGUCGGCCUGAAGGGCGGCGUCGGUGAGCAGCUGAGCUUCGCAGGCGGCCUCGUCUACUCUCUCAGUCUGCUUCAAGCUACUCUCCACAAAUACGAGCAAGCUUUGUCUCAGUGCAGCGUAGAGAUCUACAAGAAGGUGGGCUUUUUGUACCCAGAGAUGAGUGUACAUGAGCGCUCUCUGGAUUUCCUCAUUGACCUGCUGCACAAAGACCAGCUGGACGAGACGGUCAACGUGGAGCCGCUCACCAAGGCCAUAAAAUACUAUCAGCACUUGUACAGCAUCCAUCUGGCAGAUCAGAGUGAGGACUGCACUAUCCAGCUGGCUGAUCACAUCAGAUUCACCCAGAGUGCCUUGGACUGCAUGGCAGUGGAGGUGGGCCGCCUGCGGGCGUUCCUGUACACGGGUCAGGAGAAGGCUGACCUGGCGGUGCUGCUGAAGGAUUUGGAGACUUCCUGUAGUGACAUCAGGCAGUUCUGUAAGAAGAUUCGCCGCAGAAUGCCAGGAACAGAUGCACCCGGCAUCCCUGCUGCACUUAACUUCGGACAACAGGUGUCCGACACACUCUCCGACUGCAGAAAACACCUGACCUGGGUGGUGGCAGUGCUGCAGGAAGUGGCUGCUGCCGGAGCUCAGAUGAUGUCUCCUCUCGGCGAACAGGAUGGGCUCGCGGCAGUCAAACUGGAGGAUGUGGCAUUCAAGGCUGCAGAACAGAUCUAUGGAUCUCAGGGCGCCAACCCCUUUGAGUGUCUGCGACAAUCCUGUAGCAUUGUCAUAGCAACCAUGAAUAAAAUGGCUACUGCCAUGCAGGAGGGAGAGUAUGACUCAGACAAGCCGCAAAGCAAGAACCCUCCACCAGUGGAUCUGCGGGCUGGAGCUCUUCGAGCCGAAAUCACAGACGCCGAAGGUCUGGGCCUGAAGCUGGAGGACCGAGAAACGGUCAUCAAAGAGCUGAAGAAGUCUCUAAAGAUCAAGGGAGAAGAGCUGAGCGAGGCGAACAUCCGACUCAGUCUGCUGGAAAAGAAGCUGGACAGCUCGUCCAAAGAUGCCGACGAACGUGUCGAGAAGAUCCAGACCCGUCUGGAUGAGGCCCAGACCCUGCUGAAGAAGAAGGAGAAGGAGUUCGAGGAGACCAUGGACGCCCUGCAGGCGGACAUCGACCAGCUGGAGUCCGAGAAGACGGAGCUGAAGCAGCGAAUCAACAACCAGUCGAAGAUGACCGCGGACGGACUGAGAGGCAGCAGCCCGUCAGGAAUCGCUUCCAUGGUUUCAGGAAUAGCUGGAGGCAACAUGUUGGCCGGAGUCGGCCCGGGCUCCGGCGUCCAGGUCAUCGACUCUCCCCUGCUGAGUCAGCAGAUCGAAGCCCAGCGGCUUUGCAUCAAACACCUGAAGAACGAGAACAACCGGCUGAAGGCGGAGAAGAUGCGCACCCAGCUCGCCUCCCUGCCGCCGCUCAACGUGACCAAGCUUCCCUCCAAGGAAGGACGACCCGAAGUGCUCUCCAGCGCCCUCUACCGCAAAACCGACCAGCUCCUCGAGACUCUGCUGCAGAUGAGCGCCAACGUCAAGGUGGUGGACGUCACUGGAAAAUCCCCGGUGACACCUAGUGCUCAGCUCCUGGAACAGACGGCACGUCUUCAGUCCCUGAGAGAGACUCUGGACAAACUGAAGGGUGAGGUAGCAGAGCAUGUCGUCAACCUGCAGCCCGGAGCUCGAGUCUCGUCAGACUUUGCAACGUUCCCCUCAACCUCUUUUGUUAAGGCGACCGAAGAGAAGAACUCCGACACGAUGCUGGUGGGUCGAGUCCUGGUGCCGUGUCCCCGCGGUCAGGAGCAGGUCCACCGCCUCGUUCUGUCCCAGUCCCAGCUGCAGAGAGUCCACGGUCUCCUGCAGACCUAAAUGUUGCUUGACCCCUGUGACCCCACCCUCCACCACAAACACGCCACCAUCAGUUUCUGCUGCCCCCUCCACUUCCAGAGGCCAAACAAGUCAAACCAAGAGGAAUCUACAGCCUUAAGUGGAAGGUUGAACGCUAAAAACGGGGAGGUACCUUCAGGUUUGAGAUGUUAGCAGCUCUGUUGUUACAAGUGACACUUUUAAUCUCAGUUUACUUGGAUUUUAUUUAUGUAACACCAGGCUUGGUUCUGAUGCCGCCCCGUUUUGGUCACGGCUGUUUAAAACGAGGAUGACAGAAAUAGAAAUCGUACAAUUUGACAACUGAAACAAUUUCAGGCAAUUAGUUUUUUGUUUUUCUUUGAAGAUAUCUUCAGCUUAUUCAGUGACAUCCAGGUCAGAAAAUGAAAAAUCCAAGCCUCUUCUGAUCCAUCAUUGCACCAUUUCUAAGCGCUAUAUUAUGUUGCAGACAACAAUCUUCAGUGUGGAGGUUUCUCCUGAAUGAAGAGUAAAGGUUUGUGUUUUUCAGUAUCAGCACAAGGUGAGUGACAAUUAAUUUGAAUCAUGGACAUACAGUUGUGUUCGAAAUAAUAGCAGUGCCUUUAGAAAAAUGAGUAAAUGUCAAAAUUCUUCAAAGAAAUUGUACUUUAAUGAACACAGAUACAUUGGGGACACAGUACAUUCUAUUCCAAAGCAAAACAAUUGCGCAAAGUCAUCAAAACUUAAAUAAUAAUAAUAAUAUUUCAAAUAAAGUAAGAAAUGGCAUGUUCAAAAGAAUAGCAGUGUUGCCAUCUUUCCUUGGAAACUCAAAAAUGUACUGUACAAACAAAGAAAUUCUUGAUAAGUGAACCUAGCUGAGUAUCCUAAACUAAUAUUUUGUUGCAAAACCACGGUUUCCGAUGACUGCUUCACAUCUGUGGUGCAUGGAGUCAACCAACUUCUGGCAUCAUUCCACAGGUAUUGCAGCCCAGGAUAAUUGCACUGUAUU
Messenger RNA from Gambusia affinis (western mosquitofish), 5203 nucleotides. It is a transcript of the gene dctn1b, whose product is annotated as dynactin 1b. Gene Ontology annotation, cellular component: microtubule associated complex; microtubule plus-end; nucleus. Lineage: Eukaryota; Metazoa; Chordata; Actinopteri; Cyprinodontiformes; Poeciliidae. The record is from RefSeq and is a predicted model, not a curated record. Gene Ontology annotation, molecular function: microtubule plus-end binding. The transcript is spliced from 25 exons. Gene Ontology annotation, biological process: cytoplasmic microtubule organization; establishment of mitotic spindle orientation; nuclear migration. Bases 826 to 4221 code for a protein of 1131 amino acids.